Molecule: messenger RNA, 940 nt
Organism: Daktulosphaira vitifoliae (grape phylloxera)
Lineage: Eukaryota; Metazoa; Arthropoda; Insecta; Hemiptera; Phylloxeridae
Gene: MED18
Product: mediator of RNA polymerase II transcription subunit 18
Exons: 5
Coding region: 133-804 (223 amino acids)
Biological process (GO): termination of RNA polymerase II transcription; regulation of transcription by RNA polymerase II
Cellular component (GO): core mediator complex; mediator complex
Molecular function (GO): transcription coregulator activity
Source: RefSeq, a predicted model, not a curated record
UAAUAACACCGAUAAUACAUUGAUAACCGGUAUAAAUAAACAAACUCAGACGAUUUGACAAAUUAUUGAAUCAUCUAGUUUUUAAUUUUUUUUUGUCAGAAUUAAGGCUAUAAAGUGAACUUUAUCAAUAAAAUGGAUCCUAAAGAUGUACCUGUCCCAGCUAUAGAUAGUUUAUCAGCAGCUCUUAAAAUUAAUAUUGUACCAAAUCAAGAAUAUCUUUUACAAGGUAGUGUUUUAGAUUCUGCUGUUGAAGUUCUUCUGCAUAGAUUACGAGGACUGUGUGAUAAUGUUGAUUCAGGACCAGAAACAUUUCAUGAUCAUGAAAUGUGUUUUAGUAUAAGGAGUGCUACUCCACAACCUUUAACAUUAAGAGUAAGACGAGCAAUAGAUUAUUUAGAUAUGCCUUACCAAUUGCGUUACAUUGGACAGCCCGAACUAGGAGACAAAUCACGCCCAACUAUUUUAAGAAACAGUAUUGAUAUUGCUACAACACCUACAAUUGUUGAUUUCCUUACUGAAAUGGGAUUCCGAAUGGAUUUUGAGUACAUUUUACGUGGUUAUAUGUUUCGUAAAGGUCGAAUGAAGAUAACUGUAUCCAAAAUAUUUAAGAUGAUGGUUGUGGGUAAACCAGCACCAGAAAGUGUAGACCCUAUUUCACAGUCAUAUCUUGUAGAACUUAGUGUAUUGGCACCAAGUAAUCAAGACGCUAUUGCUGAAGAUAUGCGAAUUUUCGCAGAGCAGUUAAAGCCAUUAGUACAUUUGGAAAAAGUUGAUUAUAAAAGACUUACUCAACCACCUACAUAAUUAUAAUUGAGUUGCAAAAUUUUAGUUGUAAACUUUUGAACUAUAAUUGUAAAUUUUAAUUAAUUAAUAUGAAAAAUAUAAUGAAGCGAUUUAUGUAAUUAGAUUAUAAAAAAAUAUAUGUAUUUUUAAAAAUCAA